This is a messenger RNA of Dermatophagoides pteronyssinus (European house dust mite), 2809 nucleotides long. RefSeq lists its product as uncharacterized. The record is from RefSeq and is a predicted model, not a curated record. NCBI's taxonomy places the organism in Eukaryota, Metazoa, Arthropoda, Arachnida, Sarcoptiformes, Pyroglyphidae.
GGAUCGAAAAUCUAUGCCGCCACCGAUUGCUAGACCAAACAUUCGUAAUCCACUUUUUGGUCAUAUUUGGAAUACGCGAAAAUUGACAAACAAAUCUGCGACUAAAAGUGCCAAACAAAAUUCUUCUGCUCAACAAAGAAAUCAAAAUUCAAAUGAUAAUCAAUCUAAAAAAAUAAAUCCAUAUACAACUACUAAACGAAAGCCUAAAAGAUACUCCUCAUUACUAAAUUUAAAUUCUUUUUCCACACAAAGUGCAAACAUUGAAGAUCGACCAACAUCAAUUUAUCAUCAUAACGAUCGUGAAUUUUUACAAUCACUUCGUAAUUUCAAUGAACAUCAUCAGCAUGCCAUUACAUUCCGUACCACAUCAUUAGCACGUUAUAUGAAAAUGAGUCGUGAACUAGUAGAUGAUUUUGUUCGGUUAAAAACCAAUGAAUUCGAACAACAAGAUACAGAAAUAACAAAUCCGAUUGUAGCUAAAAUCGAUCAAAUGACGCCAACAUUAAAUAAUGAUAGUAGUAUUGGUAAACAUUUUCGAAAGAAUCCUGUCACAAAAAAACGAUUGAUUCGUCCGAAAUCUGCCAUAGCCACUCGACAUAAGCAAAUCGCAAAUGGAAUUAUUCAUUCGAAAAGUAGUACAAAGUUGAAUAAUAAACCAGAAAAAUGUUAUAGCGACGAUGAAACCGAAUGUCAUGAAGGUGACGACGAUCAAAUUCCAGGUGAUAAUGAUAAUCAAGGAAUGAAACCAUUGUUUCAUCGAUCCAUGGAUCGAAUAUCAUCAAUAGCGAAUUGGGAACGACAAAUUCGUUAUGAAUUUGAAAUCGAAAAAGAAUUACAGAAAAGAGAACUAGAAAGACAACGAGAAAAACUUCAAAGUGAUCAAAGAAAAUUAGAAGAUUGGGAUAAACAAUUACGUAUCGAAUUGGAUGCCCGUGAACGAAAAUUACGGCUAGGUGAAGAAGAGCUAAAAUCACGUCUGGAAGAUGUCAAUCAGAAAACUAAUGAAUUGAUGCGACGUGAACAAAUGAUCAAUGAAAUCGUCGGUGAACGAAUCAAAGCAGAGAUGAAAUUUGAAAUUGAAAAAUUAAGGAAAAAAUUCAACGAGCUUGAGAUUGAUAAAAGUAAUCUGAUCAAAAAAGAAGAACGAGUAAAAGAAGUUGAAGCUCGAUUACAUGAACAAGUGAAGAUAGUCAAAGAAAAAAUUGAUAGCAAACGUAUGAGUGAUAUGGAAUUAGCUAAAUAUAGAAAAGAAUUGGAGAUAACAAAAAAGGAAAAUGAAGUGCUUAAAGAAAAAGUCGAUAGUAUGGAAGAUUAUCAGAUUACUAAAUUUGAGAAUCGAGCAUCUAAAAAUGAAUUGCAAAUUCUUAAAGAAAGUUUAGAAAGUAAAAAUCAAGAACUAGAACGCGAUCGAGAACGGUGGGAACGAGAACAACGUUCUAAUGAUCAAAAAAUUAUGUCUUUAAAACGAGAUCUACGUAAAGCAGAACAAGAAGUGGUGUUACUUAAGCAAAAAUUUCAAGCUGAUCAGGAAGAAGCCACCUCAAAAUAUGAAGCAGCAAGCGGUCAAGUUAAACGAUUAAAAGCAUUCAUUAAAGAUCAUCUGGCCAAAUUAAACUACGAUUUUUCUAGUACGACACAAACUUUAAAUCAAUUUCGGCCAUCUGUAUCAUUUUCAGAUGGCACUAAUCAUCAGCAUCAAAUUAGCCACCAUCGAGGACAUUCAUUAUAUCAGGCUCCAACCACCUCUGCUGCAUUGAAUCAUCAUCGUUCUUCAUAUAAUCAUCAACGAUCAAUUUCAAUGGAUGGAUUUCAUAAACCUCAGAAUCGAUAUUCCCAUAUUCGAGGAUGUAGAUUAUGCAACGAUGAUGACAAUGAUCUUGAAUAUGAUAAUAAUCAUAGCAAAUACGGAAUACUUCACAGAAGUGGCGAUAUUCGUUUUCUUCAUGAUGAAGAAGCAGAAGAGGUAGCAGACCGUUUUUCAUCAUCUAGUAAAGCAGAAAAUGAUGAAAAACAACACGAACAAUCAACAACAUUUUAUAAAUCAUUUGAAACGGAAAAAGUUGACAAUGAGAACGAGGAUACUUCACCAAAAAAACUAGGACAUUCAUCUUCGGAUGAAUUUGUUCGUAAAAUUGUCGACAAAAUCUAUGAAAAAAUGUCUUAUAAUAAAUUACCUGACCUUUCACCUAUAGUAGAUGACAAUAAAGAUGAGAAUGAUGAUCAUUUGAAUGAGGUUCAUCAAAAUCAACUUGAAAAUCAUUUUAACCCACCGGAAAAUGCUUCAUUCAAUCGACCUGAUCAAAACCACCAUCAACCCUCACCAUCAGUACAUCGAACCCUUUAUGAAGAAUUGCUCCUCGCAACCGAAUUAGAAACUUCUUCAUCAAGAUUAAACAAAAUUGAUUCGAUUACCACUGACGUUUCUCAGUCUCCAGAAAAAACGAUGAAAAAUGUUGAGCAAUCCGAUUCAAUUUAUUCAUCACCAUUAAAAUUUCAAAAUAUCACUCAAUCUUCUCACCUUGCUAUGGCCAAUGUGUCCGCUAAACUUGAAAAUGAUACCAAUAAUAAUAGGAUAAAUGGUGGCGGGGAACCGAAAACCAAUUCGAAUUCCAAUGGAAUGAUCAUGAUUGCUAAGAAUAAUUCUGCCGUCUCUAAUCAUUCGAAUCAUAGUUCAAAAUCAAGUGAAUCUUUUGAGGUCGAUUGGUAAAUGACCUGAUAUAUUUAUUCGAUUUUUUUGCCAUUAAAAACAAUAUACAAAUUAAUAUUUUAUGAAAAAACGUGAUCAAAGAAUGAUGUACAAAAAAAUAUU